AUGAAAUUGGUUCAGUCACUAGGGUCAGCCAUAGCUAAAAGCGGUGUUAGCAGCUCAAUUUGUAAUAGUGGAAGCGACGUCGCACAGGCGUUUCGUUUUAAAUGCAAACCAAAGGUCGCAACCCAGGUGAUCGCAAGCAAAGUGAGGAGGAAUAAUGAUAAAAUCAAAUUUCUUGAAGAAAACAGACAACUCGUUGGUAAGGGUUCUAUGUUUGAGCGUCGUACUGUUCAAGAUUAUUUAGCCCCACUCAAUGAACAUCGUUUGACAAGGCAUCGCAUUGAAAAUAGAUAUGAUGCAACGAUAGCGCAAAGAAACCAUCGUCUUUUGAAGAAAAUACAAGAUUCAGAGGAUGCUGGUACUUUGUUCUUCAACCAGUUUCAUCAGUAUGUGGUUCAGAUGAUUUCUCUGCUAAUACUUUUGACACCCAAGAAAAUAAACGUUGAGCACAACAUCCUUAGUUUCCAGGGAGAAAAAUUCACCGAACUGCCCCCUAUACCAAAUUUUAAGCAAAGUCCAGAUCAAUUUGAAGCUUAUGUUUCUAUGCUUUGUCAUAGUAAAUUUUUUUACAAGAAAUCGUCGAGCAUGAAUGGCAUUGUGAGUAAAAUCUUGCGUAAUCUCAUGCAUCCUUCCAAUGUGAACACUCUCGGACUGAAAUCGGUAAACUGCUUUAACGACGUUAUUUUAUUCUACUCUGAAAGGUUUGAGUUUGCCUCUUGUCGAGAAUUUUAUGCCCAAAUGAAGAUCGAAGGAGUUAAACCCAACUCAAAGACCUUCAACCUGUUGAUUAGAGGUGUUUUGAAAAACUCGCACUUGCGGAAAAGAACCAGUUCUUUCGAUGAUUUGAUCUUUUUCUUGAAGCAAAUGAGACAACAUCAGAUUCAUGCCGACACCAUAACUUGGACGACCUGCUAUAACCUAUUACUCGAUGACAUCUCGAGAGAUCUAUAUAUGUCAAAAAUGAUGGAAUGCUCGGUACCCAUUACAGGCCCAUUCAUCCUGGCGGUUUUGAAGAAUGCAAGCUUAACAGCUUCUCAAACUUUAAGAUUUCUUUCAGAUCAUUCCGUUCCCUUAACUUUAGACCUUUUCAAUGUUUGCGUAUCGAAGCUUGUGGAGGAGGAAAAGUUUGAGGUUGCGUGGGCUUUCAUGAAACAUGUGCACUCAAAUGGCAACGUUCGCAUAGAUUUCAGCAGCUUGAAUAUUUUUCUUCGAAAAUUUGCAGAGGCAGGCCGCUUGGACAUGGCGCUUCUGACGUAUAACACAGCCAUAUCAGACUACACUAUGAAACCCAACUUGCAUACCUUUGAUAUGCUUUUCAAGGCACUCGUUCGGAAUGGUUAUACGGACAAUUUCAACGGUGUAUUCCAAUAUCUGAAACAAAAGCUCAUAACACAUACGAAUUCAGUCAAUGUUUUCAGUUAUUGGCGAAUGAAGGCACAUGCAAUGGCGAAGUUCAACAUCAAAAAGAGGCAUGAUGACAAGGAGUUUAUGCAUCUGAAAAACAUGCUAGACGCUCUGAAAUUCGAUGGUAGGGGCAUGAAAUGGAAUUGCUGGCGUGAUUAUGGCAAAUCUAUGAGGAAAUCUUUACGUUUACUUGGAACAAUCCCUCCUAAUAUGAAGGAAAAAAGUGGCCGUACUAAAUUUGAUACUUCUGAAAGCACAAUAAUCAAGAAACGCGCCUUUCGCAAAAGAAUACGAUUUUUAGCGGUUCAAAACGCUAUGAUUAAACGCAUUCCGUACGCCAAGGAUAGAUACGGGGCUCUUAAGCUAGAAUUAGAAGAGAGAGGGCUUCUAAAAUCCUGA
Messenger RNA from Lachancea mirantina, 1800 nucleotides. The record is from the annotation of a GenBank genome assembly. NCBI's taxonomy places the organism in Eukaryota, Fungi, Ascomycota, Saccharomycetes, Saccharomycetales, Saccharomycetaceae.